GCAGAGCAGUUGAGGUGAACAUAAUAUUUAAUUCUUUAACUGCAGUUAACUCGCAAAAAUUAAUAGUUCUUAUAUAUUUAAAUGUUACUCCUCCUACCUAAGAAAUUUAUUUUUUCACAUAAAAAUCACAAUUGCGAAGUACCGCAAAUACUCUAUUUAUAGCAGGAUCUAACGAUAUUACAGAUCCAGCUACAAUUAAAAAAUUUGAUACCCGGGUCAAUUUUUUUCCGGUUAUAACUAAUUUGAAGCAUUUAUGUAGGAAUAGGCAUUAAACAAAUGCAAUAAUUAAAGAUAAUAAGCCUAUUAAAUUUUUCAAACUUAGGAUUAGGCUCAAAACCCGGCUGUAAAUAGAGUAUUUACGGUACAUGUUUAUUUACAUAUUACACAAUCCGUGCUAAUAAAUAAAUGCUUGUUGGAUUAUGGAAAUUGGUGAAUUGAAAUGUCACGAGUUUGACGUCCAGCUUGGGAGUGAUUUAGAAUUUGCACGUAAGCCUGAAGCAAUCACGCGUGCCUUCAAAACCUGCCAUGGAAUGGAGAUUGAUACAAGAAUUGGUGAAAUACGGUUGCUGCUGAGUGAACAAAAGGGGGUCAAGUCGGUGCCAAGUUUUUCCAUAGAUGAUAUAAAAUUCGUCUUCAAAAACUGUGGAAUUGGAAACGGAAUCAAUUUAGCGUUUUGCGACUUGGAAGAAUUUACAUAUUGCAAAUAUAUUCCGGCAACUUUACAGGAUACAAAUAUCCUUUCAACCCUACUUUCUGUUCGAAAUGUGUGCUACGAAUAUGCGAAAUUUUCCGUAAACGCGACAAAGACAAUUGAUUCAUCCGACUCCUUGAACGACCUGCACAUUCAAAUACAAUGCGGAAUGGUUGAGCCCACUGUAACCAUUCAUGGCGGCGGGAUUAUCAAAUAUAAUUUUACCGACGUGGAUGUCACACUAAUUUUAAAAAGUGGAGACCAAGUUGAAGACGACCAUUUCCUAAUUCUUACCAAUACUUGGGACGCAUUCUUGGCUUCAAAGCGUCAAUCCCACUCAAGACGGACAAUGUCCCGAUUCAACGAACUGACAAAACUCGUCGGCUCCACUGUGCUCCUUUUCGGCAUGCGUCGUAGCUACGAAAGCUCUCGAACUGCGAUUUCUCUUCACUUGAGCCGACCUCAGCCAAAUCUUAACUCGGACGAGAUUAACCCGCAGGAGUGGGAACGAAUUCAGAGUCGAGAAAAAGAUAUUUCCGCGGAUAUCAAGCAGUUUCGGACCGGGUGGGACCCCCCUCAUCCAAUGAAUAGGGAGGAAAAUGCUCAAAAGGAGUGGAAGGACAUUCUUAGAAGAUGUGAAAUGAAAGAGCAUCUCGUAGAUUCCAGCUUUAAAACUACAAUUAUGAACCAAAUUAGGGAACAUUUACGACUCGCGGACCAACGUCGGUUUGACUUCUGCGCGAAGAGUCUUUCCCAGGAUUACAAUGUUGAUUAUGGGAAAAUUCGUGCCUUAAUUCCAUCCUAUCUCGAUGGGAGUGCUGCCACCUUGAAAACCUUGACAGACCUCUGUGUCAGAGGAACGUGGAAGUAUGAACUGGAAAGGGCGGAAAAGUUGAUUGAUCAAUUUGAAAAGAUGGGCAUAAAAACUGAACUGGCUGAAGUUCCUUUUUUAGAAAUGCCAUUCGGUGGAGUUAGUGUGCAGCCCUUGAUAAAUUAUGAGGAAGCCGGUUCAAUAAUACUUAAAACGGAAAAUAAAAAUCCGAAUAUUCUUUCCAUUCCAGUCCUUUCUUUGUACGAGGAGGGGCAGACUGAAACUGAACAGUGCCCUUGGAUAUGAUGCAAUGUUUCUAUGACGAAAUGCAAAUAUCGAGAUUGAACCCGGUGAAAAAAUCUUUGGAAAGAAAUAAAUUUGGUGGAAAGCUGAGAAAAAAUAAGAAGCUUAGAAAGAAAGUUGGUAAAGCGAAGGCGACGAAAUUCUUGGUGUGGCUCCUAUCGCGAUUAUGAUUUAUAUUUAUUUCGCAAACAAAAUUAUUUUGUUACAUGUUAUUUUCUUGUAGUUUGUCUGGUUUCUUUGGAAUGAUUUGUAUAUUUGCUUCGUGUAUGUAGAGUAUUUGUUUUUCAAAAAGAUAACAUUGCUUUCAUGAUUGUAUAACAAGCAUAUUUGAAAAAUUUUUCUUUCGACAUACGAAAACGUUGCUAUGCGUGGUUUUUCAAUGUGAAUUAAAUAAAAGACUUGCCGAUAAUUAUUUCAAAAGUUGGACAAAAA
Messenger RNA from Folsomia candida, 2237 nucleotides. RefSeq lists its product as uncharacterized. The transcript is spliced from 7 exons. Bases 420 to 1808 code for a protein of 462 amino acids. The record is from RefSeq and is a predicted model, not a curated record. NCBI's taxonomy places the organism in Eukaryota, Metazoa, Arthropoda, Collembola, Entomobryomorpha, Isotomidae.